Messenger RNA from Megalops cyprinoides (Indo-Pacific tarpon), 1989 nucleotides. Its product is annotated as lysine--tRNA ligase-like. Gene Ontology annotation, molecular function: lysine-tRNA ligase activity; ATP binding; tRNA binding. Gene Ontology annotation, cellular component: nucleus; cytoplasm; cytosol. The record is from RefSeq and is a predicted model, not a curated record. The transcript has 14 exons. NCBI's taxonomy places the organism in Eukaryota, Metazoa, Chordata, Actinopteri, Elopiformes, Megalopidae. Gene Ontology annotation, biological process: lysyl-tRNA aminoacylation; basophil activation involved in immune response; diadenosine tetraphosphate biosynthetic process. Bases 38 to 1777 code for a protein of 579 amino acids.
AGGAAGGUUGUCUUACUUUCUCUUUACGAUCACGAAGAUGGCAGACGCGGCGGUGGGAGAGGGAGAAAAUAAACUCAGCAAAAAUGAGCUGAAGAGACGGAUGAAGGCCGAGAAGAAGGCGGUGGAAAAGGAGGCCAAAGUCAAAGAGCAGGUGGAGCAGAAGAAGCAGACCGAUGACAAGGUGGAGCAGGACCUCUACAGCACGGAUGAGGAGACCUUAGACCCCAACCAAUACUUCAAGAUUCGCACUCAGGCCAUCCAAGCGCUUAAGGGCACGGCUGAGGACCCCUACCCCCAUAAAUUUAAUGUUGACCUGUCACUCACAGACUUCAUUGAAAGAUACAGCCACUUGCAGCCUGGGGACCAGCUGACGGAUGUUGUCCUCAGUGUGUCUGGUCGCAUUCAUGCCAAGAGGGCCUCGGGUGCCAAGCUGCUGUUCUACGACCUGCGAGGGGAAGGGGCUAAGCUGCAAGUGAUGGCCAGUUCCAAAAGCUACAAGUCAGAGGAAGAGUUUGUGCGCAUCAAUUCUAAACUGCGUCGUGGUGACAUCAUCGGUGUCCGUGGUAACCCUGGGAAGACCAAGAAAGGCGAGCUGAGCAUCAUUCCCAUUGAGAUGACCCUCCUCUCCCCCUGCCUCCACAUGCUGCCUCACCUUCACUUUGGCCUCAAGGACAAGGAAACACGUUUCCGCCAACGCUACCUGGACCUGAUCCUCAAUGACUAUGUCAGGCAGAAGUUUGUGACACGAGCCAAGAUCAUCACCUACCUGCGCAGCUUCCUCGACGAGCUGGGCUUUCUGGAGAUUGAGACUCCCAUGAUGAACCUGAUCCCUGGGGGGGCCGUGGCACGGCCCUUCAUCACCUACCACAACGAGCUGGACAUGAAUCUGUACAUGAGGAUCGCUCCCGAGCUGUACCACAAGAUGCUGGUGGUCGGAGGGAUUGACCGUGUCUAUGAGGUUGGGCGCCAGUUCCGAAACGAGGGCAUCGACCUCACCCACAAUCCCGAGUUCACCACCUGUGAGUUCUACAUGGCCUACGCAGACUACAACGACCUGAUGGAGAUCACAGAGAAGCUGCUCUCAGGUAUGGUCCAGCACAUCACUGGUGGCUACAAGGUGACCUAUCACCCGGAUGGACCAGAGGGCCAGGCUUACGAGAUUGACUUCACCCCCCCAUUCAAGAGGGUCAGCAUGGUGCACGACCUGGAGAAGGAGAUGGGCGUGAAGUUCCCCGCUCCGGAAACCUACGACAGUGAUGAGACCCGCAAGUUCUUUGAUGAACUGUGUGCCCAGAAAGGAGUGGAGUGCCCCCCUCCCAGAACCACCGCCCGCCUCCUAGAUAAGCUUGUUGGAGACUUUCUGGAAGUCACCUGCAUCAACCCCACUUUCAUCUGUGACCACCCCCAAAUAAUGAGUCCUCUGGCCAAAUGGCACAGGUCUCAGAAAGGGCUGACCGAGCGCUUUGAGCUCUUUGUGAUGAAGAAGGAAAUCUGCAAUGCCUACACCGAGCUGAACGACCCCAUCAGGCAGAGGGAGCUCUUUGAGCAGCAGGCUAAGGCCAAGGCUGAAGGGGACGACGAGGCCAUGUUCAUCGACGAAACCUUCUGCACAGCUCUGGAGUACGGCCUCCCGCCCACCGCUGGCUGGGGCAUGGGCAUUGACCGCCUCACCAUGUUCCUCACAGACUCCAACAACAUCAAGGAAGUCCUGCUUUUCCCUGCAAUGAAGCCUGAUGACAAUAAGGCGACCCUACCUACUGAAGGCACUUCUGUCUAACAACUUGACCCCUAGUGACCCCAGCCUUCAGAGAAAUCACUGUAGAUCUGUAGAUGGAUCACUUUGUUUUGUUUGGGGGUCUGUUGUUUUGUCCCUUGUCCUGUUAUCCCAUGUGGACUGUAUGUGGGGUGAAAAGGAUGGGUGUUUUCUAAGUGGGGUAUUUGGAGAUGCCUUUUUAAAAUGUAUUUUUCCAAAAUGACCAAAUAAAUGGC